AUGCGCAUAGAUGUGCCUCACCUUUUUUUAGUCGCCCCCGAGGUAGAUCGAGUUCCAACAGUUCCUAAAAGUUCGACCAACAAACUCCUCCUGAGGCGGGUAAAUAUAAGUACUGAGCUGGCGAACAAGUCCUCAGUCGUAAAUAUCUGCCCCUCAGCCGCACAUGUCCCUCAUCCUUUUCCCAUCUUAAUAGCAUUCCUCGAGGUAGUUCUCCUUAAGGAGCGCAACGGUAAGAGCAGGCCAAACAGGCCAGGCAAGAUCCGCAUCCGCCGAAACAGGCUAGUCAAGACCAGUCAGUCUAGUUUCUCGAUCGAGGGAAAGGCAUCGGUCCUAUCUUUCAUAGCCAAAAGUGUAUCUCCUAGCCGCCUUAUAAAGGAACGGCAAAACCAGUCUAGCUUAUCGAGGACUGAGAGGUACAAAGCCAGCAGCUCUCUGAGCUGUCGAGGAACUCAAAAGAAAAGUUUUCCCGUCUUGAUUGGAACUUCAGUUAGCAGCUGCCCUUGUUGGGUUGGGCUAAGGAAGAUGAAAGUCAAGUCAAUCCGGGGUAUGAACCCCAAAGGGGAGUCCCGACAGCUAGCUAGCCAGAGCUACGAUUCUGACAGGAUUGGAGUUGAGGAAACCGAAGCCCUUCAGUCCGACCUUCUCCCUCCCCUACUUCUCAGAGCUACCUACUUUGCUUUGCCAGAUCUGAGGAAACUGAUGCCCCUCAGCCAGCUGCUCUUCCUAGACUUAUGA
Molecule: messenger RNA, 735 nt
Organism: Striga asiatica
Lineage: Eukaryota; Viridiplantae; Streptophyta; Magnoliopsida; Lamiales; Orobanchaceae
Source: the annotation of a GenBank genome assembly